GCCGUGGGCGUUGGAUACCAUUCCGUAUCGAAGACGGGAAGAUAGCAAACCCGAAUAAACGAUAAACCGUCGUCCAAAUAGUUGACAGGCAGUAGUAUUAUUGUAAUCAUUGGACAGUAUCGAUUUGCUCCAUUUAGCACACCAACCACCUGGACAUACAUCGGUUGUCGUCAGAACAACUCCGAGUGGAACCAAACUUGCGUCAUCGACAUUAACAAAACAGCAAACAACAACAAACUACGAGAGCCAAGGUGUUUCAUAUACAUCCACUGCAUCAUUUUCAAAAUCUGGCAUGAACCACAUGAAACUUUUUGAACUCCGUUUAAUGAGAUAGAAUCGAAGUAGUUGUUGUAGGGUUGAAUUGAAUCGAAUUGAAUUGAGGCAGCACGAGGUUGCUUCACAAUCAAGAUGGCAGAAAGUAAGAAGGAAACAGGUGGAGAGGGUACGGUCAUAGAAGGAGUUUGCAACAGCAUUUCUCCACGAACACCGGAUUAUUGUCCCUUUUCGGUAGAAAUCGAGCCUUCCAACUCUCAGGGCUUGGAACACCUUCGCUUGUCCACAGUGAACAAGACAUGGACCCUAGCCAUGAAAACAACGGUUCCUUUUUCGUUGUCGCAGAAGGGUAGCAUACUUUCUCACGAUAGUGAAUACGAACUGAGCACUGCGGCGGAAGAGGAAUUUCCGCUCAACAAGAUGGAUCACGCUCUGGUAGAUUUAGACGUGCAGCAGGCCUUGAGCAACGAGCAACAUGCACCCCACGGAUUGGUUCCAGUUUCGAGCGAUUCGGAGAGCUCCUCGCGAGAUGAGAGUUUGGAUGCAGUUGAUGAUCAGGAAGAAGACGAAGGGAAUGCCAACGAAUGUUCCAUGUCCUUGCAUCGUAGUCCAGAUUCAUCAGAAGCUCCCUGUGUAUUGUCGGCUAGGCUGUCCAGGACGCCAACAAGAAAAGACAAGUACUCUAACGACCAGUGCAAUGAUACUCCGGGAGCAGUACCCUUGAAUCCCCUGAAUCACCUUCAGGUUUUGAAUCCGGGAGUACCUCAGGGUCACAGAACGCAACAGCGGCAUCACCUGAAGACUCCCCAACGGAAUCACCGUUCACUUCAAAACCAACCACAGGCGCAACCUGCAAACGGCAAUAGCACAACAAUAACGACUACGAACUCUUCUGGGGUGGCCACCGCCUCGGCCGCCGAUUGUAUCUACGAGUGCUUUGCCAUCGAAGAUUUUACGCAAUUCUUUUGUCCGUCUACCCCUAAGUCCGGAACCUUAGAUACCACCACAACGACUGGUGCAUGUCCGAGCCUCCCUACUAGUGCUUCGGCUGCCCCAAGUGGAAUGGGCUGCCUGCCGCCCUACAAUUACGACUUUGACAACCCAGUUCCUUCGUCUAAAGUAGCCUUCCCAUCGAUUCAGAGCUUUUGGCUGUCUCACCCAUCACUGCCACGCAGCCGCGGAGAGUCUGCCUUUGAUGCUAACCUCCCUCGAAAUCGUUCUUACGGUCCCCGGAAAAAACGCGUUCGGAAGCUGUUAGAUGUAUGGCACGGACCAGUGAAUCGGAACUAUGCGAUUCAAAGAUCCUUGGACGAUGCCUCACUCGAUUGCCGACGACAAAGUAGGCGCAAGCGGGCCUAUGCUUCGAAGUGGUGCUACGACAGCGAUCCGGAGAAUGAAGUAAUUGGGCGUAGGCAGCGAAGGGCCGCACUCUUGCUCACUGACAAUUGCCAGUCGUCCGCGCAGGCUUUGCAGCAUCAAUCCCUGAACGCAGAGGACUCACACCCACUAGAAGACAAGUUACAACCUCGCUAUCGAAAAUUUCGACCGUCUCCCUUCACGCAUCUCGAUACCGACGAAGAAUCCUGUACCGAGUCUGAUGUUGAGGAAACGUCGUACGAAAGUGCUGGUUGCGACAGCGAUAGCCAGAGCGACCCUCCACCCCCUCCACCUCGCACCCCUAGGAAUUCGGAUCCCAAAAUUUCCUUCUUGUUUCAAGGCGACACAAUGGAUGAAAGCGAGGUUGACGGUGACAUCGACGAUGGUGUUCACACGAAUUCCAAUUGUAAGACAAAGGAAGUAGAUGAAGAUUCGAAGAUUGUCGCCUUUGAUUUCGGAAAGACCAGCAAAAAGCUGUGUUCUGUUCCAUCAGGCCAUCGGCGUAACACUAGCUCAACGUCUCUGUCGACUACUGGACAUUCGCGGUUCCACACGAUACGACGUUCUGCGGAGGAUGCUCAAGAAGAAUGCUCAUCUGAGUCUUCGACGGAAUCAUUAUUUCUCGCUGGAUCGGCUGGUACCAGGUCAAAUCCCAAGUUAUCCGAGGUUCGUGAACACAAUCUCUUGCCUCAGUAUUUUAAGUCCCACCCAACCCACUGGACAGAAUUCCAUUUGCUAUUUUCGAGAAACGUUGACGAAGACUCUGUGAAAAGCCACGUCCACGAGCUGUCCAACGUGAAAUUUCCCCUCGUUUGGCAUCCCGCAGCGGAUUCCGGGAGCUACAAUAGGACCACGAAGGCCGCAUCGUCCACGGGUAAGUCGUCCGGUAGUACAAUUCCGUCAACGACUAUUUCCUGUCCGACGGCGAAGAAGAUUGCUUCCCUCUCCAGUAAUGGAGAUGACACCGGCAACGGCAAGUGUGGCGGCAAGAACAACACGAAAUUUCCGAUUGCGGUUGACGGAGCCUUUGAAGUCGGUUCCCACUUGGAACAUAUGGUUGUGCAACCAAAAUUUACCUGGACGCCCCUCGCCCAGCCUCACUUGGAGGAGGAAGAAGAUGCACACGAUCCCACCUACUGCAAAAAUAGUCGCGAGCUCUUUCUCUCGGAAUCUGCACCACCCCAGGUCGAACUUCUAUCGAUCAUUCGGGUCAACAAGGCCUGUGCGUACAAUCACUGGGACCGAAAUCGCUACCCAUACGCCAGACUCGAUCGAACGUGUGUUGUGAGCACCAACGACAAGAAUCAUUCUACCAUAGUGCUUGAGGCAAGGUGUCCACAAGAGAGGGACUGGCUUGUUUUUUCCUUGAAGCUGAUUGUGGCCCGACUUGCAUCGAUCAUCAUCACGCGCGACGAGGAUAUGCUUCACGAAUUCUUUUCACCCUACUCGGCGUUGAUGCAGCUUGAAGACGAGGAUGAGGCUCAGCAGGGAGACGAGGGGGUUCGUUCAACGCAGCUGGAACACCAGGAAGGUUGCAGCGACUCUGUAAUACCCAGGAAAGCCGAUGCCACCCAAUGUGCUGUUUCUCCGAUGGGAGGAGAACCGUGCUCGGGGAACGCAGUUUCGGUGAUCGAUGACGGAAGCGGUAGCUAUGUUUAUACCCAUCCGCAUGAACAAAUCGUUGGUGGAGAGGAAUCUGGCUCCGUGCUCCUAGAAGACAGCGAUGGCAUUAUCACAUUCGAUGACGAUGAUGACGCCAUUAGUAAUGAAAGUGACGAGAACGACGAUGGGUUCUUUCAGGACCGUGAUGAUCAAGAUCAAGAAGACUCGGUUCGAGCCCGCAAUUCGGGUGCUUAUGCUAUCUUGAGACGAUCGUUGACAGCCACUGGUGCGCUUGUUGACCAUGAAGAAAACCAUCACGAGGAUGAAAUGGUACGAACCCUUUCCUAUUGAUUGAUUGAUUACCAAAACAAGAAGUCGGCUCCGAUGAAACAUUCUGAAAAUUCAAAGCGCUAACAAAAUCCCAAAUAGAUCACAUUACAAGUGUAUAUUACUUUACGUGGCUCUCGGCACCAUGACCCUAACUAGCAGGGUGAUAUGCAUUGAGUCGAGCAAAACGCGCAACAACAAUGUUUGCGAGCUAACCACAACCAAAAAGAUGAUUAAAUAAUAGAAGAAAAAGUAAAAUACGUAUCAUAAG
Molecule: messenger RNA, 3850 nt
Organism: Pseudo-nitzschia multistriata
Lineage: Eukaryota; Bacillariophyta; Bacillariophyceae; Bacillariales; Bacillariaceae
Source: the annotation of a GenBank genome assembly